GUUACCUAGCAACCGUUAGCAAGCUGCCAUAAGCAAAUUCGUCGUAAAAUAUCAGAAACGAGUCGAGCUCGACAAAAAACGUCACGUUUUGACUCCUGAGAAAGCCUUCAGUCAAUAAAUUAACUUUAUGUGUAAUUGCCUUAUCAUUUUUGAUACUUUUUAUUGUUCAUUUCGCCAGGAAAAGAGGAAAACAAACUGCUAUGCUAACCCAGGAUGGACAAGCGAAUAUCGGCAAAGUGCUUAGCUUUCUCCGGGAGUGGGACCGAGGUGACACGAAAGCCCGCGGCCGUAUGUUGAACACUUUUCUGUCCCAGAACACAGGAAAGACGUUUUAUGAGCUGGAGCUAGGAUUUGCUCAGGUUGCUAGUUUGUUUCUGGCUCGGGUCACCACCUGGAUGAGACUCACGUAUCCUUUCCUUUUUCAGAGAUGUAACUAAACCUAAAUCUGUGUCAGCUGUAAGUAACACUGCCGCACACUGAUUUUGGUUGACUACCUAUAGAGAAAUAAGAAGUCCAAAGCAUACUUGAGCUUCAGUCCUUAACUGAGUAUUCAGAUAUAUGUUUGGGACAUUUUUGGGCCUGCAGCUUAAAGCAGUAGGAGUUUUUCUUUCAGCAUCAAGCCAGUAAGUGAGAUUAAAUACACCUACAUUCUUUGCACUCUUUGUAACAUUAAAUAUUUACAUGUGUACUCCCCUCUCUCUUGUCACUGUUGUUAUGUUAUAAAAAGGGGGAUACAUAUUGUGUCUCGGCUUACAUUUCAAAGCUUUGUAUGUGACCCUUUUCACCCCCAUUCCUCAGUGAUCAGUACUUGAAGGAGUUUGUGGAGGAUGGAGGUGUUCUCACGCUGCUGGAGAUCCUGGACCACUCUAAAAGUAAAGAGGAGGAUAAAACAGAGGCUCUCUGUCUUCUGCUCACUGUUUCAAAGUCUGGUCGAAAGUAUAAAGAGUUCAUCUGUGACAGCAAUGGUACAUUUUCCUGGAAUACAUACAGUAUAAUCAGUUCAUUGCGUACAAUUGUACAUGCCAUGCAGAUUAGUGUAGUACUACUACUACCCAACCAAUUUAACUACUCUCUAUGAACUGUUGAGGUCAUUUUAUGGUAUUUUCAGAGUUAUGUUUGCUUCUCUUUGGGUUCUUUGUUUUAUUAUUGCAGGUGUGAAAGCCAUAGCAGAGUCCCUUGCUACAUCAAAUACUGAUGAUUCCCAAAAGACAGCUCGGGCCCUCCUGGAGUCCCUGUCCCAUGGAAACCCCAAAUAUCAAAACCAAAUCUACAAAAGCCUGAUCGGGCUCAUGACUUGUACCUCUCCAAAGGCGCAGCAUAUGGUCCUGUACACCUUACACACAGUGCAGGUGAAGCAGAGAGCGUGCAUACUCAAUUUUAAUGUUUAUGCUUUGAAUUAGCUUUUUGAAAUGUAUAUUUUGUUUGACAUUGAGUAUUACCACAAUGAAAAAGAACAGGCACUUAUUCAAAGGAAAAAAAAUGUAGAUUCAACACCAUGGUACUCACUUUCAUAUCUUGUAGUCUAAUAUGAAAACAGCCCACCAAAGCAUUGUGGAACCUCUGCUGAACAUGCUGAGGUCUCUGCACCUUGAGGUUCAAGAUGCAGGUAAACAAAUGUCAGGUUUUGUCAGAUUUUUUUUUUUUUGUGGCUGUUUUUUUGUCAGUUUUUUGCUUUGCACUUGAGUGAAAUUUAGGGUUCUUUGCAGAUGUCAUAGAACCCUGUUUUUCUAAAACUCCUAUCUUUUUCUGGAUAUGAAUCUGGCAGCUUUAAAUCUUAUCCUGCUCCUUAAGUCUUAUGAUGUGAGGCCAGCGCUGCUUAAUGCACUGGUUGUCCUGCUGAGACCCAGUAAAGAGGAAAUACAGCAGCACCAGGAUACCAGGAUGGCAGAGGGUAAUUUUUUGUUCCAUAAAUAUUUUGUUUCUCUGGAAAUUUUUAGAUCAAAAAUUUAACAUUGCAGUAACUACUUUAUUUAAAAUGUCUGGCUAUUUUACUUGAAAUCCUACCAGAGUCUGAGAUAACCACAGUCACAGUAUCUCUGCCUGUGUUUGUGCAACAAGCAGCUGCAGCUAAAACUAUACGGUAUGGACUAAUGUGUAAAUAUUGCAAAAGCAAACAUAAAUCUAUCAUAACAACACAUAAUGUAAUGAUAUUUUAUAGAACAAUCUGUUGAAACAAUUUGAUGCAUGAUAUUUGCAUAUCAGUGUGCAUUAAUGUGUAUAUUUCUGUCUUCUUGAAGCCUGCUAGCUGAAAACAGUCAAGAAGUUUCUCAAGAGCUUCUUCCUCUCGGGGUGAUUCAGCAUCUACUGUUUGCUGUGGGCAACAGAGAACACACAGACUCUCAGAUACAAGCAAGUCUAGCCUUACAGGUACAUCCCUGUUUGCUCUCUUAAAACAGUCCUAGGUAAUGACUAGCUGAUUCACUUCAGCAACUAAGGCGCUGCUAAGUUUAGAUUUGGCGGUGGCAAAUUCUUUGAAAAAUAUUACAAAGUUGAGUUUUGUUAAAUGGUUAAAUACUGAUAAAUAGUUUUAAAAGUAAUUUUGUCACUUUUUAUGUCUCUUAUGGUAUAAAAGAGUCUUGCUAAAAUACAUAAAACAGAGACUCAGUACCCUAACGAAUUCUGUGAAUCACUGUCUAUUGUGCUACAUCACUUCAAUGUGCCAAAACACUGAUACAGAAUGUCUGCCUCUAUCUCUACCCAGCAUUUUACCUGCUCAUAUCCCACAAUAGGAGAACAUGUUAAGGGGUUCAUUGGCAGUACACUGUUUGCAGCCUUAAUGGUAAGCUUUGAUAACAUACUAACAUAUGGUGACAAUGUGAUAAGUCAAGGUCAAUACACAAUCUGCUAGAAGCUAUAAACUUACUAUCUAACGGAUUCAAUCUCCCUUUGUUUGCAGCACAAAGCUGAAACUUUGUAUAUGCAUGUGGAUGAAACACUAGCAGAAACUCUGUGCACCAACAACCUGAACAUUACUGAAGGUAAAGAAAGUAAUUUCUGGAGAUUCUCUCCUACGUUCAAGAAUUUUGUUGAUACUCAAUGUCAUGAUAAUAGCUUUUCAUUUGGAUGUUUGCUUUCCAGGUCUGGAUGGUGAUCAACCUGAAGGAUGAAAAGAAAAUAAUUUGUUGAAUGAUGUUGACGGUGACUGGAUCCCUAACCCCUAUAUAGGCGACCAUAUGGGGGUUAGCGCCAUUUUGAGGGGUGUCGAAACCUGAGUGAUCAAUUCCAGUGCCCCAUAUAGCCGACUCAAAAUUUCCCAUAGAGCAUUGCAAAAUGUAGUGACCAUCCAGAGUCACUCACUGGUGGUGGGCAUAACGUCAUGCAUUGUGUCUUGCCAUGUAGUGUCCGAAACCUCCGGUGAUUGAGUUCACUACAUAGUCAACUAUAUAGUGAAACCCCAUAUGGGGGUUAGGGGUUUUGGAUUAAGUGAUUCAUUUUGGACACAGCUAUAAUUCUCUUAGUGUGAAAAUCUAAAAGAAUACCUUAAUUGAAAUAAAAACAGCU
Molecule: messenger RNA, 3501 nt
Organism: Xyrichtys novacula (pearly razorfish)
Lineage: Eukaryota; Metazoa; Chordata; Actinopteri; Labriformes; Labridae
Source: the annotation of a GenBank genome assembly